Colossoma macropomum (tambaqui) is the source of this 2183-nucleotide messenger RNA. RefSeq names its product filamin binding LIM protein 1 (gene fblim1). The coding region runs from base 330 to 1514 and encodes 394 amino acids. Gene Ontology annotation, molecular function: filamin binding. Gene Ontology annotation, biological process: cell-cell adhesion. The transcript is spliced from 8 exons. The record is from RefSeq and is a predicted model, not a curated record. Gene Ontology annotation, cellular component: stress fiber; focal adhesion. Lineage: Eukaryota; Metazoa; Chordata; Actinopteri; Characiformes; Serrasalmidae.
GAGGAGCAUGGGAGCAAGAGCGGACGAACAAGGGAGGGAGGAAAAGGAGUGGCCUUGUGCAGAUAUCUGCCUCUCUCUCUCCCUCUCUCUCUCCCUGCCUCUCUCUCCCCCUGCCUCUCUCUCUCUCUAUGACGGUCUGGGAGUGACAAUAGGAUAAGGAGGGCCAGUAGUACAGAGAGAGAGAGAAAGAGAGGAAAGACGGAGGGAAGGAGAGACAGAAAGGGGGGUAAACAGCAGAAAGAGAAAGAGAGAGAGAGGGCAGAGAGGACGAGGAAGAGAGAGAGAGACGGGGCAGAGAGAGAGAGGGAUAACGUCCGUAUCUCAGCACUAUGGCCUCUGCUGCCCCCCAGAAGAGGAUGGUCUCCUCAGUGUUCAUCACACUGGCCUCCCCUUACAGAGCCACGGUCACUCCGACCCCCCAGAUCCUGACCCCUCCACCCCAGAUCCAGCACACUGCCGUCCCCCUCAGCCCCACCGGGACUCAGCGGAGACCCUCCGCUUCCUCCAGCGCAUUCCAGGACAGCACCGGGUCUCCCAUCCCAGCCAGCCCUCUUCGAGCACAGGCUAGGACCGGACCUCUGUCGCCCGCGCCGGAGACCCGUUACGCUCACCCUGACCCUCCAUCCAGACCGGUGGACACACGGCAGCGCAAACAGGACAGAAGCCCAGGAGAGUUUUUCCCCCCUCCUCCUCCCCCUGCAUCUUUGGACUCAGAGGAGAGUGAUGAACUGGUUGCCCCCUCACACCAACCACUCACCACCCCCACCCCCGCCUGCCCUCCAGCUGACCCCAAACACAGACCACCGGCCUCCACAGGCGAGGUCUCUGUAGCUGGCAGCUGGCCUGUGGAGACACUGCCCCCUGCUGACGGCAGACAGGACGAGCCAUAUGGAGAACUUCUGAUCAGCGGUGAAGAGGAGAUCAAACCAGAUGUGUGUGGGUUCUGUCGGAAGCCUGUAGCUCUGACGGAACCAGCCAUCGAGGCCUUGAACAGGACGUACCACAGCAGCUGUUUCCAGUGCAGGCAGUGCCACACGCCUCUCGCUGGGAAAAUGUACUACAACAAGGCCGGCAUACCGCUGUGUGAGGACUGCUACCAGGCCAGUCUGGAGCCCUGCUGGGCGUGCGGUGAGGUCAUUAAGGACCACGUGAUCCGCGCGCUGGAGAGAGCCUAUCACCCGCCCUGCUUCGUCUGCACCACCUGCAGGCAGCCAAUCGGAGAGCAGAGAUUCGCCCAAGGGGAGGUGGGAGAGGUGUACUGCCUGCAGGACUAUUACAGGAAGUACGCUCCUCAGUGCAGCAUCUGUGGAGAACUGAUAAUCCCUCGAGAAGAUGGAACAGACAGCUACACGGUGGAGUGUCUGGGACGCUCUUUCCAUGAAGACUGCUACCGCUGUGAGGGGUGCGGGGUGCUUCUCUCUCCGGAGCCGAAUGAACACGGCUGCCACCCGCUGGAUGGACAGAUACUGUGUAAACCCUGCCACCUUUCUCUGAUCCAGACAGCCCAACAUUAAAACCUUCUGCACUUGGGGGCUUCGCACUACAGCACACUGAAUCCGCUAAUGAUCAACCAGGAAAGAGGUGGAAGAGAAUUUACAGAAUUUAAAGCUGCCCAACUGUGAUUUUGUCCAUUAGUGGAAGAAACAGGCUUCGAAAGAAAAGGCCCCCAAAGCUCAUGCACUUGUGGCUAGAAUGGCAUUACAAGCAAUCAGCUUCAGUAGGGCCGUCAAAAACAAUGCAAAGGUACAUUGUCUCAGAACUACGGCGCCAUUCGAUGGACAAAAACUCUGCUGGGCUGCUUUAACCUACAUUUGGAUAAAGAUUGUACACGCAAAUGCUGCAAAACUGGGAAAGCAUAGCUGGGAGAGCAGAGCUUAUUUUUUAUUUAGUUAGUUUUUACAAUGAUCCAAUAGUUAAAAAUUCUUUUAAUAUUACCUUAUUUUUAUAUUCGCAUUUUUUAAACUUUCACUGCAUUUAUCAAUGAUGUAACGACACAUGUAUCAAACAUAUCUGAGCUAAUCUGAUAUUUUGCACUGUUGUGUUAUAAUAUGCACCAAAGUUCAUUACGCCAAAGAUAUUUAUUCAUCAGUAAGUCAAAUGUUUUUUUUAACUGAUGAAAUAACAUAUCAAAAUUGCAAAGUAUUACUUGAUUAAACAAAUAAACCAAUAUGUGCCAUAUUUUG